GGCCCCGCCCUCCUCGGCCCGUGAUUGGCUGGUCGCCUCGGUGUUGUCAAUGGGUGGCUCACAUUUACUACCCUGGCGAUGGAGGGAGCGUUAUUGAAAUGGACCAACUACCUCUCGGGUUGGCAGCCACGAUACUUUGUCCUGGACAGCGGCAUCCUGUCCUACUAUGACUCUCAGGACGACGUGGGCAAAGGCAGCAAGGGCAGCAUCAAGAUGGCCGUCUGUGAGAUCAAAGUGCACCCCACCGACCCCACGCGCAUGGAGCUGGUGAUUCCAGGGGAGCAGUAUUUCUACCUGAAGGCAGGGGGUGCUGCAGAGAGGCAGAAGUGGCUGGUGGCCCUGGGCAGCUCUAAAGCCUGUUUGGGCGAGAGCAGGAGCCAGAAGGACAAAGACAUGCACCUGAGCAGCGAGUCCCUGGGCCGGAAGCUGUCGGAGCUACGGCUGUACUGCGACGUGCUGACUCAGCAAGUCUUGGACGUCCAGGAGUCCACGCGGCCCCAGGACAACGGCUCCCCGCUUGAUAUUGAGAAGAUGAACGAAGCCUCCUCCCUGCUCAGAGCCACCUGCAGCCAGUUCAUCUCCACGCUGGAGGAGUGCAUGAAAUUCGCCAACGCCCGCCUGGCACCUGAGCUCUACCAGCCCUCGCCGGCCCCCCUGCCCCAGGACUUCGUGGGCACCAAGCUCCCGCACUCCCAUAGAGUGAGACGCUCCCUCAGCCAUACGGGCAUCGUGUCCCCCGACAGAGGGGCGGAGGCGCCCCGGCCCCCGGUUCCACCACAGAAGGGCGCCGUGACGGUGGUGCGCAACCUGGAGGAGAUGGUGAUGUUCCGCUCGCAGCACUGGAGCCAGCAGGGCCCCGUACCGGAUAGCCCUGUCGGCACCAUCGUGGAGGAGAGGGAAGAGGCACCGCUGCCCACACAAGGGUCCCCGGCGGAAUCGGCUGGCAGUGACAAGCGGAAGUGAGCGGCACCAGGAUCCAGGCGCUGCCUCCGGCUCACGUUGGGGGCUUGGGAACUUCUCUGUGCUUGGGAGCUGCCAGGGACCAGCAGAGAACAAUGGGGCCGUGUUCUCCCCUCAACUCCUCAGGCUGGCCCCCACCUGUUUUCCCCCUCGCCCUGCGCUGGUCCCAGCUCUGCAGGGAGCGGCGCGGUGCCCUUCUGGGAAGGGAGUAGUGUCUAGCAGGUACAGCAGGGGACUGGGCAUCAGGAUGCUUUAGUCCUGUGACCCGGGGCGGGUCACCUCCACGCUCUGCGUCCAUUUCCCCGUCUGCACGGGGGAGGGUCUGGAAAUGGCUUGGAUGUGCAGGCGGAAGAGGCCAGAGGGGCGCUGUGGGGUGGUACUGAUCAGCGGGUGCCAUGGGCGGUGGGAACGCAGGCUCUCCGGGAUGAGGGGACAGAGCUCCCAUCCUGGGAUGGGGCAAAGGGGGCCUCAUCCCAGGAGCAGAAGAGCAACAUUCUCCUUGGUGCUGAUCUCCCCUGGGCGUGGUGCCCUGGCACCUGUGCUGGCCUUAUGCCCUGUCUCUAGGUCUGGGGAAGGCGGGGGAAAUCUGCUGAGCAUGGAACCGGAAAACUGCCCCCUCUCUGCUCCCCAGCCCACGGAGCCCAAACGCCUGCUGCCCCAGCCUCUUGUCCCCUCCCCCUUGCUGUGAUGCUGUGCGUGAUGCCAUCAGUGCAGGAGGGAGGGAUCCGGGGUGUCUGCCAUCACCAGCCAACACAGUAUUAGAGCCUCAGAGAGCCAGCCAGCGUGCUGGUGCUAAUGGCCAAAUGCGAUCCAGCAGGAUCCCCUGUUAUCCGCAGGAGCACAGCCGGUGUCCCCGCUAUGUGGUGUGUCGGGGAGAGCUCUCCCUGCCCAGGAAAUAGUACUGCCCCCCAAAAAUGGGGCUAAGAGGGGAUCUUGCUCUUCUACCUCUUGUCCCAUCCAGUUGGUGCCCAGUUCGGUGCCAUGGUGCAUCAAAGCACCUCUUACAGCCAGGCUUCACCCAGCAGGGGGCGUCCUCUUCACUUUCUUGUCACAGCCUCUGGAUCCAGAGGGCGGGUGAGAGGAGGCUGGUUCCUAUGAUCUGUCUGGGUGCCUCCCUCUGGCCAGUUCCCGUCUGCGCCCUGCUGACGGUUCAAGCCAAGGCCAGAAGCGAGAGCCCAGCUGGCUCUCCUGCCGCAGGGGCUGCUGGGAGCAAAGCCUACGUCUUGGGGAAAGUAGAAGCAGAGAUGAGGAGAAAGAUGGUGCCAGGGGAGGGUUGGCUCCUCCCACCCGGACUUCACCUGAGUCAGGUGACUACACCCAAUGCUAAACUCUUUGGACACUACAGCAAGGACCUGGCCGAUUCUCAUGGAGCUGCAGAACAGUCCCUGCUCUUGUCCUCUGGCUCUUUGUCCUUUGACACAGGAUUUUGUGUCACCAGGUUGGGACUGUUUUUUUGCCGAGGGAAGGCAGCCGUUUCUGCGGAGAGCUCUGCCAAAGAUCAGGCCUUGCAAUAAAGACUCUAAUUUUGAAACAA
Chrysemys picta bellii (western painted turtle) is the source of this 2494-nucleotide messenger RNA. Its product is annotated as pleckstrin homology domain-containing family A member 3-like. The record is from RefSeq and is a predicted model, not a curated record. Gene Ontology annotation, cellular component: early endosome; trans-Golgi network; recycling endosome. Gene Ontology annotation, biological process: receptor recycling; retrograde transport, endosome to Golgi; endosome organization. Lineage: Eukaryota; Metazoa; Chordata; Testudines; Emydidae.